Molecule: messenger RNA, 1185 nt
Organism: Cetraspora pellucida
Lineage: Eukaryota; Fungi; Glomeromycota; Glomeromycetes; Diversisporales; Gigasporaceae
Source: the annotation of a GenBank genome assembly
AUGUUACUUGAACAUUCAGAAAAUUAUGAUGUAAAAAUUCAAGCUGGAGAAAAUCAAAAUUCUAAGGAAUUUAGGGCACAUUCAAACAUUUUAUGCGCACGAUGUCCUUAUUUCAAAAGCGCAUUAUCGACUAAUUGGGUUACGAGAAAAGAUGGUGUUGUAUCAUUGGAGAAACAAUCUGGAAGAGAUAUAUUAAAUUUGAUGGUUGCAGCCGACGAAUUACUUCUCGAAGAAUUAGUUACUUACGUACAAGAUUAUUUAGUAACAGAUCAAUGUUCAUGGGUACAACAAAAUUUUGUUCAAGUUUUACAUACUGUUUUUCGAUUAAGUAAUUGUAAAAAAUUGCAAGAUUUUUGUUUGGAAUCCAUAUGUGAAGAUCCACAACCAUUUUUUAUUUCAAAUGAUUUUAACGAAUUAGAUAAAGAAAUACUUUUCGGUUUGGAAACAUUGGAUCAGUUCAUGCCUUAUAUUCGAUUUACGGCAAUCUCACGUCCUGAUUUCUAUGAUAAAGUUCGACCGUACAAACAGAUUCUCGGUUAUGAAUUAUACGAAGAGUUGAUGCAAUUCCAUUUUAAAGAUAUAAAACCAAAAAGUGCCGAUUUACCGGCAAGAAUAGCAUACUCCAGAAUUGAUUCCAUUAUUCUAAAACCAAAGCAUGCUGCGGUUAUUUCAAAUUGGAUCGAACGAAAAGAAUCACCAUUUGUCUUUUCUAAAAAGAACGUCUACCAGUUUGACCUCAUCUAUCGCGGUACACGUGAUGGUUUUAGUAAUGGGGCCAUUAUAAAUAGAUGUCAAAAUUAUGGUGCGUACGUUGUCGUUAUAAAAAUUAGGGGAUGUAAUAAGGUUGUUGGUGGUUAUAAUUCUUUAGGUUAUCGAAGAAGCAUGAACAAUACUCAAGGUUUUCAAUCUGGAUUUUUAACCCAAAUGGAAUGGAAGUAUAGCCUUGAUAGUUUUUUGUUUUAUUCUGAUGAUAUGAAAAAUAUAAAAACUAUGCAUUUGAGCAGAGUUAGUACUCCUAAUCAGGCGCAUUACGCCUCUACUCACCAUGCAGUAAAUUUUGGUAAUAGUGAUCUAAUUUGUAAUGGUUUGUCUGGUUCUUGUUAUAAAAAUUAUUACCAGUAUAGACUUCUAGAAUCUGAAUUUACUACCGAAGAAAUUGAGAUAUUUGCCGUAAAUUCACAAUAA